Podospora anserina S mat+ is the source of this 1356-nucleotide messenger RNA. RefSeq lists its product as uncharacterized. Bases 1 to 1356 code for a protein of 451 amino acids. Lineage: Eukaryota; Fungi; Ascomycota; Sordariomycetes; Sordariales; Podosporaceae. Gene Ontology annotation, cellular component: extracellular region. Gene Ontology annotation, molecular function: chitin binding; chitinase activity. The record is from RefSeq and is a predicted model, not a curated record. The transcript is spliced from 2 exons. Gene Ontology annotation, biological process: chitin catabolic process; carbohydrate metabolic process.
AUGCCGUCUUCUGGAACACCUCACACCUCCCGUUCCCGCCGGUCCCCCAUCUUGAUAGCCACCUCCUUAACUGUCCUCCUCCUGAGCGCCGCCGUUCUCCUCUCCAAGACCAUCUUCACCAACCCAACAACGUCCCCCAUCCAACAAGACUCUCCCAAGAUGGGCGGCGGACCAGUCACCCCCGGCUACCGCAGCGUAGCCUACUUCGUCAACUGGGCCAUCUACGGCCGCAAGCACCGCCCGCAAGACCUCCCCGUCCAGAACCUCACCCACAUCCUCUACGCCUUCGCCAACGUCCGCCCCGAGUCGGGAGAGGUCUACCUCACCGACACCUGGGCCGACACCGACAUCCACUGGGAAGGCGACUCCUGGAACGACUCGGGCACCAACCUCUACGGCUGCCUCAAGCAGCUCAACAUCCUCAAGUCCCGGAACCGCAAUCUCAAAGUCCUCUUGUCAAUCGGAGGAUGGACCUACUCCUCCAAUUUUAAACAGCCCGCCUCCACCCCGGAGGGCCGUGAGAAUUUCGCGCGCACCGCCGUUGACCUUCUCAAAAACAUGGGCUUCGACGGCCUAGACAUAGACUGGGAAUACCCCUCCUCCCAAACCGAAGCCUCCCACCUCGUCUCCCUCCUCUCCACCCUCCGCUCCCACCUCGACGCCUACUCCUCCACCCUCCCCUCCCGACCCCACUUCGAACUCACCGUCGCUUCUCCCGCCGGCUUCCAAAACCUCCAGAAUAUGGACCUCCCCGGAAUGGACAGGUACCUCGACUUUUGGAACCUGAUGGCCUACGACUACGCCGGAUCGUGGGACUCCACCGCCGGCCACCAGGCCAACCUCUUCCCCUCCCCUCACAACCCGCAGUCUACCCCUUUUAGCACCGACGCCGCGGUGAGCCAUUAUGUCAGUCAGGGUGUCCAUCCGGGCAAGAUCGUGCUGGGGAUGCCACUGUACGGGAGGGCCUUUCAGCAGACUGACGGCCCCGGCGGUCCCUACAGUGGUGUGGGCGAGGGGACGUGGGAGAAUGGUGUGCAUGAUUACAAGAAGUUGCCAUUGGAGGGGUCGGAGGAGAGGUAUGAUCAUGAGGCGGGCGCGAGCUACUGCUACCACCCCGGGACGAGGACCAUGGUGAGCUAUGAUACUGUUCCCUUGGCUAGAAGAAAGGCGCAGUAUGUCGUAGACAGGGGCUUGGGUGGUGGCAUGUGGUGGGAGAGUUCAGCUGAUAAGGAAGGGCCCGAAAGUCUGAUCGCCAACGUGGUUGACACCUUUGGUGGGCCAGGAGCGUUGCAGUACAAGGAGAACUGCGUCACCUAUCCGGAUACCAAGUACGAUAACUUGAGGAAUGGGCUGUAA